Molecule: messenger RNA, 1473 nt
Organism: Exophiala aquamarina CBS 119918
Lineage: Eukaryota; Fungi; Ascomycota; Eurotiomycetes; Chaetothyriales; Herpotrichiellaceae
Exons: 4
Coding region: 1-1473 (490 amino acids)
Source: RefSeq, a predicted model, not a curated record
AUGUUUCGCGUCGAGAGUCCCUCCUCAUUCGCAGAUGGAGUAAAGCGAGACGGCCGACGCAAGCGCAGAACGCCUGCAGACGAGUCGACUUCCCGUCGUCCGUCCUCAGACUCGGCAAUGACCACUGGCAACGAUCUCUCUGGAAUUUCGUCCAAUAGCGCAGCACGUCGAUCUCUAACAAGGAGCCCCCUCGAUGAAUAUGUCGUUAACUUUAUCGGGUGGUACCUCUCUCGCUCCACUCAAUUGUCUGAAUGCUGGGACGACCACGCGAUGGUCCUUGGUUUCAGUACCGUCUCCUGCGCUCAGAGGCACCCCGAUAUUAAAGGGCUUUUGGUCCCACUGCAAGAUAUGAUCCGCGACGCCACACCCGACUCUGCAGUUAUACUCACUUGUCAGGCCAUUGGCAACGCGUUCCUGACCAGCAAAGUCAGCAGCGUAGAGGCUUGGUCCAAGCGGAGAGCAGCGUACGGAAGGGCGUUGACCGCUACCAAUGCAGCCCUCCAAGACCCGAUCCUGCAAGUAGAAGAUCAGACCCUGGCAGCCGUCUGGCUGUUGGGAAUAUAUGAGCUCAUUGCAUCGCCAGCUGGAGGCUCUCCACCUAUAGGGUAUGCGCCGCAGAACCAUGGAUCCGAACCGUGGAUGGUGCACACCCAGGGAUUGGCAACCUUGUUGCGUCUACGGGGUACAUCUCAAUUUACCUCCCCAACAGCACGGGCGCUGUUCUGGCUUGUGUACAACACAGUGCAAAUUAGGUGCUUCAUCGCUGGCAUAGCAUCGCCUCCUGAAUCCACGACUUGGUUCCAGGUCUUGGAGCAGGACUUGAGGGUCCAAGAAUCGGCCACGUUCCGUAUCUGCGUCUAUGGCCAUCGGACGAGUACCCUCUGUGCCAAAGUCCGUCAAUUCCUGCUUCACGGCUCCAGUCGUUCUUCCAACACUGCAGCCGAGCUACUGGCUGAAGCGAAUCAGCUUGAGUUGGAGAUGAGACAAUCAUGGGAAGAUGAUGGCGAAGAAUUUGAUGCCGAGGGACCCAGGGAUGGCUAUAGUCUUCGCCAACUGGCUUGUCGAACAUUCUUCUACAGCUUCCGGCUCAAAUUCCAGCUAACUCUGGUGGAGCUGCUGAGCAAAGUUCGGGUCGAGACGCAUGAGUCUGAGUCCGCCCUACUGCAAAGCCAGCUGCAGCUCCGGAUCGCGAACGUACAGAAUGCUGCGGACGAGAUCCUCGCUUGUGUGUCGGUGGUGUUCUCGACAGAGGUCGCUCCAAGGACCACUGGCCGAUUGCGGCCGAGGCUGUGGACAGACGGAGUACGCAUGCUUUGGCCCUUGCGGUUGAUCGCGCUCUGGAGAGGUCCAAGGGAAGACCAGACAGUGGUUGCGAGGAAGUUACUUUAUCAAAUGAGAGAAGAGCUGGGCAUUCGACACGAUUCGGUUCCAGUGCUCCCCUCGGCGUCCUUGCUUGUGCCUGUGACCAGUUGA